AUAAAGUACUGAGAAAAAGGUUUGCUGAAAUUAGAGAUCAAAUACCAAUUCUGAGCGUCAGAAGCUCUACUUCCCAUUGAAAUGCUGCUUCUGCCACUUCUGUUGCUAGCAGUUAUUGUCCCAGGUGGUGACAAUGAGGAUGCAUUCCAGGGGCCAACCUCCUUCCAUGUCAUCCAGAUUUCGACAUUUGCCAACAGCACUUGGGCUCAAAAUCUCGGCUCAGGCUGGUUGGACGAUUUGCAGAUUCAUGGCUGGGACAGUGACUCAGGCACUGCCAUUUUCCUGAAGCCCUGGUCGAAGGGCAACUUCAGUGAUGAGGAGGUGGCUGAGCUGGAGGAACUAUUCCGAGUCUACCUCAUUGGAUUUAUUCGAGAAGUGCAGGACCAUGUCAGUGAAUUCCAGUUGGAAUACCCCUUUGUGAUCCAGGGCAUAGCAGGCUGUGAGCUGCAUACUGGUAAGGCCACAAGAAGCUUCUUGCAAGGAGCUUUAGGAGGCCUGGAUUUCGUGAGCAUCAAGAAUGAUUCAUGUGCGCCUGCCCCAGAGGGCGGCAGCAAGGCCCAGCGUUUCUGUGCACUCAUCAUUCAGUACCAAGCCAUCUGUGAUACUGUAGCCAAGCUCCUCUUAGAAACCUGCCCUCGGUAUCUCCUGAGUGUCCUUGAUGCAGGGAAAGCAGAACUGCAGAGGCAAGUGAAGCCUGAGGCCUGGCUGUCCAGUGGCCCCCCUCCCCGGCCUGGCCGCCUGCGGCUGGUCUGCCACGUCUCAGGAUUCUACCCAAAACCCGUGCGGGUGACGUGGGUGAGGGGCGAGCAGGAGGAGCCUGGCACUCAGCAAGGAGACGUCAUGCCCAACGCAGACUGGACGUGGUAUCUCCGGGUAACCCUGGAUGUGGCGGCUGGGGAGGCGGCUGGCCUGAGCUGCCGAGUGAGGCACAGCAGCCUGGGAGACCAGGACAUCAUCCUGUACUGGGGACACUCCACCUCCAUUGGCUUGAUACUUGCGGUAAUAAUGGUGGUAAUCAUCCUUUUGAUAUGUCUUGCAUUGUGGUUUUGGAGGCGCUGGUCAUAUCAGACUAUCUUGUGAGCCCCUCACCGUCUCCUUUUCCAUUUGGAACAAGUACCCAGGAACCCAGAAACUCAAGUGGUCAGCCUAGUAGUCAAUUUCAUCAUAUUUCAUCAAAUAAUCAUCUGAUCAAAUCAGAGUUCCUACAGAUUGUAAGAUCAGAAACAGAAUUAAAGUUGUUUAUAUAUUAUAAGACAAUAUUAAUAUUAGGAUCUGCUCAGAUUUCUUGGAUGUGAAAUGUGGAAAAGGAUAUACCUUGUAAUAAAUGAAAUGAUGUACACAA
Molecule: messenger RNA, 1342 nt
Organism: Cervus elaphus (red deer)
Lineage: Eukaryota; Metazoa; Chordata; Mammalia; Artiodactyla; Cervidae
Product: T-cell surface glycoprotein CD1b-1
Exons: 6
Coding region: 82-1080 (332 amino acids)
Biological process (GO): antigen processing and presentation, exogenous lipid antigen via MHC class Ib; immune response; antigen processing and presentation, endogenous lipid antigen via MHC class Ib
Cellular component (GO): external side of plasma membrane
Molecular function (GO): lipopeptide binding; endogenous lipid antigen binding; exogenous lipid antigen binding
Source: RefSeq, a predicted model, not a curated record